Molecule: messenger RNA, 1563 nt
Organism: Paramuricea clavata
Lineage: Eukaryota; Metazoa; Cnidaria; Anthozoa; Malacalcyonacea; Plexauridae
Source: the annotation of a GenBank genome assembly
AUGAAAGACGGCAAAUGUGAGUACAUAUUAUAAGAAAGUCAAUGUUGUUAUUGUUAAUAUUGUUGUAUUGUUUUGUCCAAUAUUCCCAGUGCGUUAAGACCCAAACUUGUCGUGUUUUAUUUCUUAAGUUUUAUAUUUUGUUUGCAGUGUACGUGAAAAGGUUUUAAAACAGGCUGAAAAACCAGACAUCAAAAUCUGAAGCAAAUAUGUUACAGAGCCGAGCUGCAUCGAAGACCUUCGAAGAUAUUGUCGUUUGCAUAUUAUAAAUGUAUGUAAUUACAUUAGUAGACAAACUUGUCUGUAUAAAACAAUGAUAUUAAUUUGUGGGCGAAAUAAAUAAUGGCAGUGAUAUUGCGGCAGUGUAUUUAUAAACUAUUAACGCGUUCUCUAUUUAUUUUCUUUGAAAGAUUUGUUUGGCACACAAUGUAAAGUAUGUUGUGCACCUUAUGAAACUGAUGCAAAAAUUGCUCACGUGCUUUUAAAUGGCCAUGCAGAUUUUGGGAUCACAGAGGAUUCGGACCUGUUGGUUUAUGGAUGUAAGAAGGUUUGUAAGAAGGAACCUGGGGAAAUAUACUCUUUAACUCAAUCAAGUAAAAAUUACAUAAUUAUUAAGGAACAACUAACAAGAUUGCCUACCAAAUACAGAUAUUGUAUUAAGAUUGAGGUUGACAGAAACUUGGUUUAUUGGAUGAUUGCGAACAGCAUUGGACUGAGAGGCACAUUCUCUACACAGGUAGUAAUUUAAAUUCCUGACACCCCACUUCGGGCAUACCCAGGGCAAUCACGUCCUAUCAGUGGCGUAGACAAGGAGGGGCAAGGGGGGGGGGGCUGAAGGACUGCCCUUGUAAAAAGAUGAAAUCCGGGUAUAAGUUAGGGAGGGGGGACGAUGACUACCCAUGUGACUACCAAUCUCAUCUGUUCACCAAAUUGUCUAUAAAAGUUCUAAUCUUUCCUAAAUCUAACUACAGAAAAUAAUGCCUAUGGUGGUUAUUGAUUGAGUCAAAUUAAGGAUCCACAAUAUUGAGAAAUCAUUAAAAAUCAGGUCUUUCCUGCAGUAAAUAAUCUUCAGAAUUAUGGAAAAUCUCACCCCAGCAACACGGGAAAUCGCCAUUGAGGGACUCCAGAUUUCAAAAUUUUCCCGGGGGAUAAUGCCUCCGGACCCCCCUAAAAAGGCUUACGCCUUCGGCGUUCGAUAUAUGCCCCCCGGAAAUUAUAGUCUGUCUACGCCACUGCCUCCUAUUCUAUUCACUAGUUUUUCCCCUUUGUGCCUAGGGGGGUGGGGGGAGGGGGUACAGGAUUUUUUGAAUGACUGAUGCAUAAGUUUGCAAGAAGUUAGAAAACUAAUUUAUUUACUUAUCUGACAAUUAGGUGAUGGUUAAACUCAAACUAAGUGGAGAUGGUGAAUAUUUCCAACUUAAAGAGAUAUUGGAUGAUUUUAAUCUAAACCACGAACAGUUUCGGCAAAUGUGUAUAGCCGCUGGUUGCAACUACCUUACAAAUGUGAAAGGUGUUGGCAUACACACAGAAUUUUGUUUUGUAAAACAUUCGACUGAGGAUUUGUAG